Alternaria alternata is the source of this 966-nucleotide messenger RNA. RefSeq lists its product as hypothetical. The transcript has 2 exons. Bases 73 to 732 code for a protein of 219 amino acids. NCBI's taxonomy places the organism in Eukaryota, Fungi, Ascomycota, Dothideomycetes, Pleosporales, Pleosporaceae. The record is from RefSeq and is a predicted model, not a curated record.
GCUCAGGCAAAGUCUCCCUCAUAACCGCAACUUUCAAUCAUUGUUACUCUUUACGUUGCACUGUUGAUGAUCAUGGGGAAACCAAGGCGAAAGGCACUUUGGCGCAGGUUUCUUCAACUCGGAACAGCACCCCCGGAAGUGACGAAAUGGCGGCACGUCAAUGGCGACGCUCUCGAGAUGCAAACUCCUCUUACGGCGCAAAACAUAGAGAGUCGCCAUAGCAGUAGCACCGCGAGCGAAUUGAUCGAGAGAAGCGUUGUCAGUCGCACACUAGGACGAUUGGUGGGCCCUCGAUUCGUAGGGUGGCGACUCGGCGUACUACACUUUGGAAUUUGGGUUUCGAUUGUCUUCGUGCUUAAUCUCACCGCGACGAUAUGGGCCUCUUUAGCUACUAGGAAAGACAGAGGUGUCCUUUUCGAGGGCGAGUGUGUUUUUACAAAACAGCUAAACACUGGACUGCAUGUUCUAAUCAACCUGCUGAGUGCAAUUCUCUUAGCUGGGUCCAACUACACCAUGCAAUGCAUGUCUUCACCCACACGACAAGAAAUCGAUCGGUCGCACGCGCUAUCACGUUUUCUUCCUCUCCAGAUAGGUAUUCCAGGUAUUCGAAAUCUCACCAAGAUCGGACGCCACCGAGCAAUACUAUGGUGUCUUCUAGGAGCUUCCUCUCUCCCCUUGCACCUAUUCUACAACUCUGCAAUAUUCAGCUCCCUUUCUUCCAAUAGCUAUUAGGCGAUAUCAACGAGCGAGUCUUUUAUUACAGACUCAAGCUGUCUGAACUGUCCUGAGAUGACCGGGGAAUUUCCUUCCGUACUGCAUCGUCUUUGGAACAAUGCAAGCACCGGCACGCUCGAAAGGCUUGAUCCCGCCGAAUGCAUAGCCAGGUACGCAACGAGUAUUCAAUCCGCUCAGCGCAACGUCCUGCUUGUUGCCAGCGAUGACCAGGUCCUGCCUCCGAAUGAGAAC